GCGAUGCGAGCGUGACAGAGAUCCGCGAGAAAACAAAACAUCACUUUCACAUUCAUUCCUCAUAUCCGUUAUCCUUUUCCCUAUUCCUGAUUUUGCUAACGAGAAGUUACACCCGAGCUUGUCCGAUCUUGUCCGAACGAUUUCCGAAUAUCGUGUCGUACUGUUAAAAUGGCCGCUUGGAGAGUACUUCAAGAACACUGGAAGAAUCUUGAAGUGUUAUGAGAGGCUUUUGCACACUGAAACAGAGGAUAAAAAUGUUCCGUCUGCAGAGGGUCGAGGGGAAUUGCUAUGAUCCAUCUCUACAACCAGAAAAAAUUUUGCUAAAACCGACUGUCACUCGUCUCGGACGCAGUGAUGAAUAUUCAGAUGUUGUUAUUGACAGUGUGAUAUCUCCUUUAAUGAUCAGUCGUGUUCACGCUGAAAUUCAUUUCAGCAAUGGAAAAUUCAGAAUUGAUUGUAAAGGACUGAACAGGCUGCUAGUCAACAAAACAAAGCGUAGCUCUGCUGUCCUAUGCGAUGGUGAUGUUGUUGUCUUUGGAGGUGCUGGCGUUAAAACGAAAGAAGGACAGAGUUUGUUAGCUUACGAUUCGGAGCUUGUGUAUGUUUUUAAUGAGGUCUGCCAGAAUGAUUCUGAAGAAGUGGGCUCCCUUGGGGAAGGAACAAGCGAUGGAAGCGUGCGAAGGCGAAGCAAACGGAAAAAGCCCGCAUCACUAAGUGAAGGAGUGAGAACUUUUGAAACCCUCAUCUUGAAUGAAAACAGACAGCUGUACAGGCCUCUUAAGUUACCAGGAUCUUCCAGAAACAGGUUCCCACUCAUUACACCUCCUUAACAUAACCAUUUUGUUGUAUGUGUUCCUAAAAUCAAGUUCUAGUCUGCUACA
Molecule: messenger RNA, 881 nt
Organism: Pocillopora damicornis (cauliflower coral)
Lineage: Eukaryota; Metazoa; Cnidaria; Anthozoa; Scleractinia; Pocilloporidae
Biological process (GO): protein monoubiquitination; DNA damage tolerance
Cellular component (GO): Rad6-Rad18 complex; nucleus
Molecular function (GO): single-stranded DNA binding; zinc ion binding; ubiquitin protein ligase activity
Source: RefSeq, a predicted model, not a curated record